AAGUUGGAUGAACUGUUGAUCAAAUCACAGAGGGGCGUUAAAGAGUUUUUACGACUAUUAUUAUGUGUGUGUUCCAUCUGUUCGUUUAGAAUGUUUUAUUUAAAACAAAACAGAAGCAACCUUUCCAAAUGACAAGGAGAGAAUCGCUAACUAUGAAAAUAUGAACAUUUUGCAAGUAUAAUUUUUAAGGUUAGGUUGUAAGUAGAGAAAUAUAACAGAUAUGUUAGUUCAAUGCGAUAUUGCUGCUUUAUAUAUAUUUUUAAAAAUAUUAACAUUGCACAAAAGUUCAAAACAAAUGUUACUAUAGUUUUAAAUCAUUGCUCAUUAAUAUGUUUUUGAAAUUCAUCAAAGAUCUUUCUGCUAGCGCCCUUAUAAUCGAAAACCAAUUAGAGACUCUUUAUAUGUAAAAAAGAUAUUUGGGCUGUAAAGAAUGAAAAACUAUCGUAGAAGAUAUGAAUAUGCCUGAGGACGAGUUUGUGGAGAAAACAUUUAUAUAUAAAUUUCCAACAUGUACUACAAAUCAAGAAUACGUAUUGGAAGUACCAUUAAAGAUACCAUAUGGAGGAAAUGUCAAGGAACUUAUGUACCGUAUAAUGUCAUCUUUUAAAUUACCAUGCUACGUAGAAUCAGAUCUAUUGCAAUCAUUGGAGUAUGCUAUUAAAACACUAACAUUAGAGUUUUACGACAAGAAAGCAGAAAAAGCUCUUGAAGAUGCAAUAUCAGGAAAUUUGGAUAUCGAAGAUAUUAUAAAAAACUGGGAAAAGACUUACAAGCAAAAGACAGCAGAAUAUGCUGAUCCUAUUGGAACAACAGAUGAAGAAUUAUUUGCUGCUGCAUAUCACAAAUUGGUACACUCUCCGUCACUAGAACCCAUUCUUCAAGCAGAACAUAAAUUUGGAAGAGAUGUAACUGAAGUUAUUCAAAUGAGAGAUUCUCACUAUGAACAACUUACUCAAAAGCAAACUGAGGAAAUGCGAGUCGCUGUAGAAUCUCUUGAAGCUGGUUCUACAGAAAAAUCUAUAAACGAGAUGGCGGGACGGCAUUUUGAGGAACAAAGUUUAUUACAAGGUCACUGGGGAUCAAGAGUCGAUGCAUUGAAAUUAGACCAAAGGCGACAAUAUCGUAACUGGAUCAUGAGGUUACUCGAAGAACAACAGACCAAUAUGUUACCGACUCCAGUGGGUUCACCAAUAUUAUCGAUGCCACCGAUACGACCGGCAUUAGACAAUUUUGUUCAUAGUGAAGAGAAGAACACGGCUGAAUAUCCUAUUUUGGAGGAAAGUUUUACCAUACAUUUAGGUUCUCAGAUGAAACAAAUGCACAAUAUACGUAUACUCACUGGCGAUGUUUUAGACUUUUGUAGAACAAAAAAAAGCGAUUCUGGAAUGGAUCCAACGCCUCAAAGACUACAGACUGCUCUAGGAUUGUAUUCUAAUGAUUUGUGUGGAUUAGUACUGCUGAGUGAUAAUCAUUUAGGAAGUUACUCGGGAAUAACAAAAGAAUUAUGUUCAAUAUGUCAAUUGACGACAGAGUUCCAUUUCCCACCAAUCGAUGAACAAUUAGAGAAAAUUCGAGAAGAUGUGAAGGAUGCUGUUGCCUGGAGGCAAGCACAUCACAGAGAAGGAAAUGAUUCACAAACAAAAAGGUCAACGGGUAGUAAAAGUUUGCAAACAGGCGAUGUUUAUAUUACAAGACAUUCAAAUUUAGCGCAAGUGCAUGUAAUUUUCCAUAUGGUUGUAAACGAUUCGUUGCGAUCUGGCGACAUCAAUUCGAGGCAUCCGGUCAUUUUAGGAUUGCGAAACAUUUUGAAAACUGCAUGUUGCAACGAUGUAACCACGCUAACAAUUCCUAUACUUCUCGUUCAUGAAAUGUCCGAGGAUAUGACUGUUGCGUGGUGUACAAAAAGGGCAGAACUAGUUUUCAAAUGCGUUAAAGGAUUCAUGAUAGAAAUGGCAUCUUGGGGUGGCGCUGAGUUAAAGAAUCUACAAUUUUUAGUACCAAAAGGAAUGUCAGAGGAAGUAUUUGGUACCCUAGCCACAAUGUUACCGAGCAUAUUCCGAGUAUCAAAUCCAUUGGUAUUUAAAGCGACAAGCACACCUCAGACUCCGAAAAAAUAAACGACUCUCUUGCCAUUGUUAUCGCAUACGCGUUAAAAAUAUUGAAGUAUUUGUUAUUAUAGUAUAUCACAUGUCUUGACGGCAAUAACUCGUUCUUAGCACGAACACGAUAUCGUUCGAUGAAUAAAUGCCUGACUCUUAAUGAGCUGUAUCAUUUAUGUUGUAUUCGCACAACUAAUUUUCCAAGAAUAUUAUACGCUAAUCUAAUUCCCUAUAUUUCCUUAAUAAGCUAACUCCAUCAAUGAUCAAUAUUCAUCACUGAUGACGUAAAUUAACUGAAGUAGAUACUUAAACGUGAUACUAUAAAUAUAGAAAUCUUGAUAAAAAUAGUUUAUUAAAUGAUUCUAUAUAUUUCUAUAAUUACAACUUGGAAUAAUCCAAUAAAG
Messenger RNA from Heterotrigona itama, 2503 nucleotides. The record is from the annotation of a GenBank genome assembly. Lineage: Eukaryota; Metazoa; Arthropoda; Insecta; Hymenoptera; Apidae.